GAAAACAGUCACAGGUCACCGGUAUCCCGAGAAGUAGGAGGAGAAAGCCGGCUGAAGCCUUGCGUUUAGCUUUUACACUGACGUAUGAUCUCGGCUGACAUCUGAGAUCUACCUUCAUUAUUUUCUUUGGACAAAACAGAUCAUCAUGGCCAAGAAGAGAAGCGGAAACCGUGAGACAGAGAGCAGUCCGCUGGUAGAGCAGGAUCCGAGGCCCUCCAAACAAACUCCACUCGUCAAAGGAGCCCAGUCACCAGGAGGAGCCUCUGCACGCAUGUCAAUCCUCCUCCUCGUCACUAUCUUUGCCUGUUCGGCUUGCGUCAUGUAUCUGGUGUUCAGAAAUUUCCCAGAACUGAGCGAAGACGAGAGAGAAAAAAUCAAAAUUCCUAAAGACAUGGAUGAUGCCAAGGCAUUGGGCACAGUGCUGUCCAAAUACAAGGACACAUAUUACACCCAAGUGCUUGUAGCGUACUUUGCAACAUACAUCUUCCUUCAGACGUUUGCCAUUCCAGGCUCCAUAUUUCUCAGUAUACUGUCUGGUUAUCUCUACCCUUUUCCAUUAGCUCUCUUCCUGGUCUGUCUGUGUUCUGGCCUUGGGGCGUCUUUUUGCUAUAUGCUGUCUUAUUUAGUCGGGAGGCCGAUGGUGUACAAGUACCUCACAGAGAGAGCUCAGAAAUGGUCACAACAGGUGGACAAGCACAGAGAGCACCUCAUUAAUUACAUCAUUUUUUUGAGAAUAACUCCUUUCCUUCCAAACUGGUUCAUCAACAUCACCUCGCCGGUCAUUAAUGUGCCUCUGGGUAUCUUCUUCCUGGGCACCUUUCUUGGAGUGGCCCCUCCAUCCUUCGUGGCGAUAAACGCAGGGACGACUUUGUACAAGCUGACCACAGCUGGCGAGGCCGUGUCCUGGAACUCUCUUCUCGUGUUGGGGGUUUUAGCUGUGGUCUCCAUCCUUCCCGUCUGCUUUCAGAAGAAACUCCAGCAGAAACUUGAGUAGAGAUCACCACCCCUGCUUGAUUCAACUCAGGAAUGAUACUGGUCCUCUAAACUUCUCCUUGCUUUCUUCUCUUCUUUUAUGCAUGUACGUUUCAUCAUAUAAUGGGCAGCCAGUGGCUGUCAGGACUGGCCCUUCCAUUGAUUCAACAGUACUUUCAUGGAAUGAAAAAUUCCCUCUAGCUUUAAGCAAUAUUUUCCAUAUCGAUGUCUUCAGUGGAUUUUCAGUUUCUCAAUAUUUUCCACAAGACAGCAAUGAUUUAUGUGAGAUACACUGGAAGAGACAUAUUUUCACUCCCUCUGAAGUUGCUGAGCUAAAAUGGAAAGUGCCAAUUUCAACCUUUUUUACUGCUGAUUUAACUAACAAAUGUGUUUGAGAAUGAGGUAUUACAUGCAUCAGAAACCUUUUGAGGGUGAGCUUUGUGGGUUUACUGCUUUUCUUUCUUAUUUCUCAUGCCAGCUGAGACUGCAGUAGGGAUCUGAAUGCCCUGUGUACUGCUGCUAACUGUAGAUGAUAGUGCUUAGCUGAUGUUAUAGACUUUAUUUUUCCCCAAAACUGAUAAAUAUGGAUGAUGCCGCAUUAGUAUUACAGAUCAAGACUGUAAAUUGCAUAUAGAUAGGUUCUGCCUUAAUAUAACAAGUUAAGUUAAUUGAAGUAAAAGAAAUGGAGCGAAUAUCCUGAUGUCACACAUACUGAACCAUUAACACCUAUUUUAGCAUUUCAAACCAUUUUUUUCAUUCUUUAUAUUUGGAUGCAGGUUUUUGAAGUAGUCAAAAUGCCAAAUGAUUGAUUUUUUUUUAUUGUUAAAUCAUUUAUAAUUUAAGUUAUAUAAUAUUGGCUUUCAUUUAUAUUUUUCAUUUUAGCCACGUGACAGAGGGAAGUAUUAAGUUUUGGAAAUAUAGGAGAUUUGUAACUGUUACAGUUGGUUUAGUCAAGCCAAUCCACUGUAAAUGAUUUUAAAUUCAAUCUGUCUAUUUAAUGGAAUAGUUCACCCGAAAAUUUAAAUUUGCUGAAAAUUCACUCACCCUCAGGCCAUCAAAGAUGUAGAUGAGUUUGUUUCUUUAUCUGAGCAGAUUUGGGGGAAUGUAGGAUUACAUCACUUGCUCGCCAAUGGAUCCUCUGCAGUGAAUGGGUGCCGUCAGAAUGAAAGUCCAAACAGCUGAUAAAAACAUCACAAUAAUCUGAAAGGAAUCAAUACGACUCCAGUCCAUCAAUUAAUGUCUUGUGAUGGGAAAAGCUGCAUGUUUAUAAGAAAAAAAAAUCCACCAUUAAGACAUUUUUAAUUUCAAACCUUCGCUUCCGUUAUGUUAUUUUAGUCACUCUACCCAUGGUAUUGCUUUUUUCGGUGAAAAAGUUGUCUAAGAGAAAUAUGCACAGAUCAAGCACUGUUUCCAAGUGAAAACAGUCCAAAACAGUUCUAAACAAAUAUGUUGAAGGAUUUUAAUGUGAGAGAACAACACGGCAUGGACUUUUUAACUGGAGGAAGUGUUACUGUGGAUUAUGGAUUGGUAUUUUGGCCUGAAGUGUUUAAAUUUAAUGCUUCACAAGACGUUAAUUGAUGGACUGGAAUCGUGUGGAUUACUUGUGGAUUAUUUUGAUGUGGUUAUCAGCUGAUCCAUUGGUGAGCAAGUAAUGUGAUGCUAAAUUUCUCCAAAUCUGUUCUGAUGAAGAAACAAACUCAUCUACAUCUUGGAUGGCCUGAGGGUGAGUAAUUUUCAUUUGUGGGUGAACUAUUCAUUUAAUUGACGCAACUUAGUGGGACUCUCUGCAGUUAAAUUUGCCUUUCAGUGAAUCAAAUCAGUCUUAAAAAAUGACUUACAUUUCGUCUAAUAGCUACAAUAUUGUUUCCUGUUUUUUUCCCUGAAUAUAAUAGUCAUUAAACCUUCAAUAUACUAGUUUCCUGACUUCAUUAGUUUUAUGUUGGGAAAGAAAUCAACAAUAUGUGCAAGGGGAUAAAUAAACCAUUUGCACUGAGAUUUCUCUUACUUGGAAGGGUGUGAUGAGGGACGGUUCUUAUUCCAGAUUUCAUUACCCUGUUACCUCAUUUGAAUUGUUCUCUCAUGCUGCAUUAAGUUAUUUUUGCAGUUUAUAUCUGAAUGUCAAACCUAACAUUUAGUUUUUGUCAUCUGUUAAUGUCUAAAUGUUCCCAGCAGCUCUUGACGUUACAUGGCACUUAACCGAGAGAGCGGAUAUGACUGAGUUAUUCAGUUGUUCUGCAACAGUUUCAAGCCUCAGCAAGCUGUAUUUGUUAUGAUGAUCAGAAGUGUGUUGAUAUACCCUCUCUGACCCAUUUAUAAUUUACCAAGUUGUACUCAUCCUGAUUUUUCUCUAGUUUAUUUUUACAGAACUCUUCUCAAUAAAUUAAGGUUACUGAUUACAGUAUUAUGUAAGAUUUAAUUGACAAUGUAUUGUUGUGUACUGUAUUUUUAAAAUCAAUUCAUUCAUGUCUGUCCAUCUUCUUGAAACAUAAUAUAUUUCUGAUGACUUGAUUAAAUACAUGAGUAAAA
Molecule: messenger RNA, 3498 nt
Organism: Cyprinus carpio (common carp)
Lineage: Eukaryota; Metazoa; Chordata; Actinopteri; Cypriniformes; Cyprinidae
Product: transmembrane protein 41B-like
Cellular component (GO): endoplasmic reticulum membrane
Source: RefSeq, a predicted model, not a curated record